CAGUGGGAGGAGCCUGUGACAAUGAAUGUGCUGAGGACACAUGUUUACAAUGAUAGGGGGAGAGAGGGGGAAGAAUGGAGCUGCUGCACAGGACCACUGCACACUAUGGUGCCUCUAUUAAACAGCCUGGCAGUCAAGGGAGCUAAUGAAAGUCACUGCAGAAGGACACCAGAGGGGCUGGGUGUCAUGUGAUACACAUGCUGAACAAAGAUUCAAUGUGUCAUCACAAAGGCUGAUAGCGUUUGUUUUUGACGUCACUGUUCUGUGCUAAGUACAACACACUCUCCUUGUUCCCUGAUAUCUCAAACAAGCAGGAAGUGUGACAACAACAAGGACAAAGUAUCAUUUCUCAGGGAUGACCAGUUCUCAGCUGCUGGACACUUCAUCCACAGAGUCUGUGUUUGGUGCCCAGCCUCCCCACAGGAUGACAUCCACGGUGUCUGCGGUCCCCUGUGAUGUGUUUGGCCCCUCGCCGCCCCCUCCAGCUGUUUGGCCACCCCUGGACUUCGCCCUGGGUGCUCUGGCCUGCUGCGCGGCAUGUGUGUUCACCAAUCCCCUGGAGGUUGUGAAGACCCGUCUGCAGCUCCAGGGAGAGCUGUGUGCACGUGGAUCCUACCAGAGGCACUACCGGGGAGCCCUCCAGGCCCUGUGGGUGGUGGGCCGCACAGACGGGCUCCGGGGCCUGCAGAAGGGCCUCUCAGUCGGCCUGAUCUACCAGGGUAUGAUGAAUGGUGUGAGGCUGGGCUCCUAUUCCUACUGUGAAGCUUUUGGUAUCACCUCACUGCACGGGGGGAGUCUGCUGGCAGGGGCAGGGGCUGGGGCACUGGGGGCCUUCAUUGCCUCUCCUGCUUACCUGGUGAAGACUCAUCUCCAAGCUCAAACUGUGGAAGCCAUAGCAGUCGGUCACCAGCAUAACCAUCUGGGAGUGUCUGAUGCCUUUACCUCCAUCUAUAGAAGAGAAGGUUUGAUUGGUCUCUGGAGGGGUGUGAACGGGGCCGUGCCGCGAGUCAUGGUGGGAUCAGCUGCUCAGCUGGCGACCUUCACCUCGGCCAAGGAUUGGGUGUCACAUACCCAGUGGCUCAGUCCAAACAGAUGGCUCACGGCAUUGGUCGCUGCCAUGAUCAGCGGCGUCGCUGUGGCCAUCACCAUGACGCCAUUUGACGUCAUUAGCACGAGGCUCUACAACCAGCCAGUGGAUGAGUUUCGUCGGGGACGUCUGUACCAUGGGUUUUCAGACUGUAUGCUGAAGGUGUGCCAAGCUGAAGGGCUGCUGGGGUUUUACAAGGGCAUGGGCCCAGUCUUCCUACGUUUGGCCCCACACACAGUGCUCAGCAUGCUCUUCUGGGACCUGAUGAGGCAUCAUAGAGUCGACCAGAGCCAGGGGAGGAGCUAAAACUACCAAAAUGCAACAGCUUGACUCAGUUAGAGCUGUUGGAGUGGUCCAUCAGUGAAUAAAAGACAAAUGACGAUUAUUGAUACCACUGUCGUGUCGGUACAGCAGUCGGAGCCAGGGUAGAUAAGUCGCUUUGUUUCCAGUCUUCAUGCUGUACUUUUAUAUGAACUGUGCAGGGUCACUGUCGCCUCACAGCAAAAAGGUUCCCGGUUCUUGCUGUGUUGCGCGUUCUGCAUGGGUUUUCUCCAGCUACUCCCGUUUCCUCCCACAGCUCAGAGACAGUUCAGAUCCCAGAAAGUCAGGAUGUUGGAUUGACAUACAGAAGACAGACACAUGUUGCACAGACUGACAGAAUUCCUCUAGAAACUCUCUGAUACAUAUGUAUGAAGCUAUUAACAAGCUAUCAGGGUUUUGCCUUAAAAUACCUCAAAUGAUGAUUAAAAAGUGAUUUCUCUAUGGCUCACACUGGAAUGAGAGAAAUGCCUCCUGUUUAUGUUGCGAGCAAUUCAACGAAGCACACGAACAAAUCUGGAUUAUUACAAAGUGUCUAUUCCAUGUUAAAAAUCAGGCUGCUGAAAUGUGUUGUGGUUUCAUACAUACCUCUUGUUGCCUUUGUUGUAUGUAAAGAAAAAAACGUGAUGGGGAUGUUUUGUAUUUACACACAUCAGCUGCUGGUUCAGAACGGCAAGGAUGCCAUUUGAUUUUUUUUAUUUAACCCAAGGGAACUUGAAGCCUUUGAACAGCAGUUAAUAAAAAAAAUGAGAAUAAUAAUAAAGACAUUUCCUUGUAUGACA
Messenger RNA from Paralichthys olivaceus (Japanese flounder), 2187 nucleotides. It is a transcript of the gene slc25a34, whose product is annotated as solute carrier family 25 member 34. Lineage: Eukaryota; Metazoa; Chordata; Actinopteri; Pleuronectiformes; Paralichthyidae. The record is from RefSeq and is a predicted model, not a curated record.